AGCCAUUCUAGCCCUCUCCUCCCUCUCAGCAGCCCUCUCCAUAACCUCAACAAACCACUGGAACAUCUCCACAGAUGUCGAAGGCUCUGUCCACCUCAAUGGCCUCUCUUUCCAGCAACACGCCCUGACCACGUUCAACAACCACCAAUAUGUCGCCUUCUACAACACCUCCACCGGCUACGGCAAGCACUACGUCAACCUCGGCCGCCGCCAAAUCUCGCCCUCACUAACUGACUGGCAAUUCUUCGCGUUCGAGGACUACACGCAAACCACACGCAAACCACACUCGAUGAACACAACACCAUCAGCAUGGGAAUCAGCGGCGACGGCAAGAUACACCUAAGUUUCGACCACCACGACGUACCCAUCAACUACCGCGUAAGCAACACCGGCAUUGCCACAACAACAACCCCAACCUGGUCCGCAACCGCAUUUAGCUCUGUCCUCCACGAGCUACCCGGCAGCACCGGCCCAUGGACACCCCUAACAUACCCGCGCUUCGAGCGCAUCACCAACGGCGACCUACUAAUGGAGUUCCGCACCGGCCAGUCCGGCGCAGGCGACUCCUAUAUCCACCGCUACUCCUGCACGACCGGGCAAUGGCGCAACGUGGGAAAAUACCUCCAAGGCACCGACAACAACGCCUACAUCAACGGCCUCACCCACGCAAACAACACCCUCUUCACCUCCUGGACUGUCCGCGAAACCCCCGACCCAGUAACGAACCACGACUUCUACUUCGCGCUCUCGGAGGACGCGGGCGUGAGCUGGAAAGACACGAAUCGCACCCCCGUCGCGCUGCCCAUUACACCCGAUACCCCUGGCAUAAAGGUCUUCGCAAUCCCGCAGAACAGCCAGAUCAUCAACCAAGAAGCGCAGUGUGCGGAUAAACACGGCCGCUUCCACGCACUCAUGCGCGACAACUCAACAGGCACGGCAACGUUCUACCACUACCUGCGCACGCCCACCGGGCAGUUCACUAAAACCGCGAUCGUCGCACCAGGCCUAUCCUCACCGCCGUACCUCUCGUAUCGCGGGAAGAUCGCCGCCAUAGGCGAAAAUAUAAUGGCCAUCCUGCCCGAUGUGGCGAGGGCGACGGUGGGGAUUUGGGGCGCUACGGCGGGAGCGGGGUAUGCGGAUUGGGUGAAGUUGGGCGAGAUUGGGAAUAUGGCCGGUGAGCCGCUUGUGGAUGUGGAGAGGCUGGGGGGGUAUGGCGUGUUGAGCUUGUUUGUUAGGCAGGGUGGGGCGUUUGGGGAGAGGAAGGUGCAGGUUUGGGAUUUUGGGUUGGGGGUGUGA
Molecule: messenger RNA, 1296 nt
Organism: Dothidotthia symphoricarpi CBS 119687
Lineage: Eukaryota; Fungi; Ascomycota; Dothideomycetes; Pleosporales; Dothidotthiaceae
Exons: 1
Coding region: 310-1296 (328 amino acids)
Source: RefSeq, a predicted model, not a curated record